AUGUGGUCGACCAACUUAAGCGAAAGCCAAUUUAAUGAGGUACAACAAUGCUGCGUCAUGGUUGAAAAUAUUUUCUUUUUACGAUGUCAACGAUCAACAAUGAGUAGUGGUAAAAAUCACCAUGUAAACAGCAGUAUUGUCAAAGAUGAUGACUCUCGGUCUGGCAGCAAUAAUGACACUGAGAGCGAUUGCUCUUGCUGCUACAGCUGUAUCAGUUUUCUUAAAUGUGAUCUUGAUAAUCACUCCGCAUUGAAAGAUAUCAAAGAUGGUCCUGUUGUUCUGGCUGAAUAUGCACAAUCAACUACAGCUGGAAAAACUUUGAUCUCUAAAAAUACAUGGCAGAAAAGAUUGCAUCCCAAUGAUUUCGAAAUUAAAACUACUCAAAAAAAGCUAAAAUACCAAAAGCCUACAAAUUCUGCCACGAUAUUAAUUGAAUUCGAAGCUAUUUUAUCAGCACGAAAAGCGAUUGGUAAUUGA
Molecule: messenger RNA, 477 nt
Organism: Loa loa (African eye worm)
Lineage: Eukaryota; Metazoa; Nematoda; Chromadorea; Rhabditida; Onchocercidae
Exons: 1
Coding region: 1-477 (158 amino acids)
Source: RefSeq, a predicted model, not a curated record